UUGCAAGACUAUGGAAUGGUAAUAAACACGUCCAAAUGUGUAUUCGGAGCCUCCACUGUAACCUUCUUAGGCUACACCGUUUCACCCGAAGGCGUCAAAUCCUUGACCUCAAAAGUACAAGCUAUCAAAGAUUUUCCAGUGCCAAAGAACGUGAAAGAAUUGAGAAGAUUCCUGGGAAUGUUAAAUUUCAGAUUUGUCCCAGGAGCAGCAGAAACUCAAGCUCCAUUAAAUUCACUCCUAACCGGGGCGGUAAAGGGUUCACAUCCAGUAAAUAUUACAGGUGACGCACUAAUAGCGUUUGAAAAAUGCAAAGAAGACCUAUGCAAUGCAACACUCUUAGCAUACCCUGACUUAAAUUCAAAACUGAGAGUAGUGACAGACGCUUCAGACAUAGCAAUUGGAGGGGUUCUGCAGCAAUUUAAAGAUGUGUCUGAUGAAUACGAAAUUUUUGAGUUCCUCGAAGAGGACAACAAAAGCAAAAUUGUGGAAGACAAAAUUGAAAGGGCAAUAUUACGCAGCCAAAUGGACUCGUUUUCGAUUGAUGACGAUGAAUUCAUAAAAAGAUAUCGCUUAAGCAAAAACUUAGUGUUGGAACUUUGUGAUGAUUUAAGACCUUUUAUGACAAAGCCUGCUAAGUUUACUGAUUUGUCGAUCGAAACCAAGAUCUUAAUUGCACUGUCUUUUUAUGCCACGGGAUCGUAUCAGCGACCAAUUGGGGACAUAGCUGCUCACUCCGUGCCACAACAGACAGUAUCAGCUGUUUUAGGUCAAGUAACGCAGGGCCUAAACAUGCCUCAAUUGAGGUCAAAAUAUAUAAGAUUCCCGAGAGAUGCAGCACAGCGUAGGGCUAACAUUUUAAGAUUUUACAACAAAUUUGGGAUGCCUGGAGUUUUAGGCUGCAUUGACUGUACACAUGUGGCAAUGGUCCGUCCUUCACAAAAUGAAGAGAGAUAUUACUGCAGAAAACAAUAUCAUUCUUUAAAUGUGCAAUUGAUAUGCAAUGCAGAUAUGGAUAUUAUCAGUGUGGAUGCAAGCUAUGGAGGAGCUUCUCAUGAUGCUUUUAUAUGGUCUAAUCACCCUUUGAAGACACACAUGGAAGACCUCAGCACAAGUGAGGCAAUAUGGCUUCUUGGUGACUCUGGGUAUCCCUUAAGAAGAUACUUAAUGACACCCAUUGUUGAUGCUCCCCCAAACACCCCCGAAGGAUACUACACUGACAUGCAUGUGAGAGCACGUAAUGUAAUUGAGCGCACAAUUGGACUAAUGAAAGCACGUUUCAGAUGUCUACUAGUGCACAGAGUGUUACAUUAUGAGCCUCACAUGGCAGCUUCUAUUGUAAAUGCAUGUGUGAUAUUGCACAACAUAUGCAAUAAGGCUAAUGUCAGUGUAGAAGAGCUGCAGCCAGAGGAAGCUUUGCGGGAAUAUGAAUUGCAACAGUUGACUACUCCUCGCCAGGAUUCUGCAGUAAAUUCUAGGGCCGCACAAAAUCCAGAGCUUCGAGAGGGGAUUACGGUUAGAAAUAACCUUAUCGAUCGCCUCUGGAGAAGUCGGAGUGCAACCUGA
Messenger RNA from Parnassius mnemosyne (clouded apollo), 1563 nucleotides. The record is from the annotation of a GenBank genome assembly. NCBI's taxonomy places the organism in Eukaryota, Metazoa, Arthropoda, Insecta, Lepidoptera, Papilionidae.